CUAGCCAAAUUCCACUAAGAAACAGCAACCGAACACUCCAAAAACAAAUGCUUCAAAGUCUAUGAAUCCGCUCAUCAUACACUCUCUGUAUGUCCUAGCCUACCUCAAUGGGCUAAAUUGCAAGUUUGGUCACUCGAAUUGCUACAAAAUUUCACGUUUGGUCACUCGAAUUUGUUUAUUCCAUUCGUAGUAACUUAAAUUAGUUGAAUAGUCCAAGUUUGGUCACUCUCCGUUAACCUCCGUCAGACUCCGUUAGUGCCGUCGGUUAACUGCUGACGUGGCUAACAGAGAUGCCUAGUCACCCAAUUUUAACCCAAGAAAAAACAGAAAUUGACCCGCCACGUCAGAAAAACAUGCCACCUCAUAUAAACACAACCCAACCUAAAAAAAUCAUUAACCCACCUAGAAAUCGAACCCGUGACCCAUCCACCCUUCUUCUUCUUCCUCUAUACCCUACUUCCGCCGCCGCCGGGGAACCAAAAAAGCCGGUUCUUCGCCAUGGUAAAACAGAGGAAUUCCCCAAGAAAGACGUGAAGCCGAGCAGGUGGUUGGGAAUUAAUGGCGUUACGCCUAUUAUCGCCAACGUCUUCCAUCACAACAAUCACCUCCCUCAACGCCAUCCUGAAACUCGCCCCUCACUCCUCAUCUCUAUCUCGUCACAAUUACAAAUGCCAAACUCCACGAAAUGGAAGAGGAUUCAUCAACUGCAAGGCCGUCCCUGGAGAGUUGAAGACUCCGACGUCCGAGAGGUCGUGUUGUACAGGGCGGGACUAGUGACGGCAGCUACGUCGUUCGUGGCUGCUGCAUCGACGACGUUUCUGCCGGGCGAUUCUUCUCUGUUGAGCUCAGCAAUCGAACAAAACCUCGACGUUCUUAACAGCGUGGGAGCUGGUAGGCUGGGAAGCAGGGUAUAAAGGAAGAAGAAGAAGAAGGGUGGAUGGGUCACGGGUUCGAUUUCUGUGUGGGUUAAUGGUUUUUUUUUAGGUUGGGUGGGUUGGGUUGUGUUUAUAUGAGGUGGCAGGUCAAUUUCUGUUUUUUCUUGGGUUAAAAUUGGGUGACUAGGCAUCUCUGUUAGCCACGUCAGCAGUUAACUGACGACACUAAUGGAGUCUGACGGAGGUUAACGGAGAGUGACCGAACUUGGACUAUUCAACUAAUUUAAGUGACUAUGAAUGGAAUAAACGAAUUCGAGUGACCAAACGUGAAAUUUUGUAGCAAUUCGAGUGACCAAACUUACAAUUUAGCCUACCUCAAUGACAAAACACUGAAAGUCUUUCAUAAACCAGACUAACCCAAGACACCCACUAAAGCAUUACUUGCAAACAACUGGGAUCUUAGAGGUUACAGAACAUUCAAUUAGCAUGCGUCUUCACAAAUGGCCUUGCUCCCCACGGAACCCAAACAAACUUGGAUCUAUAACUUCCCCAUUUUUUGCUUCUGCCACCCGACGUCCGAAAGUAGUAGUUCUACAAUGUGAGGGAAUUCCCUACAAUUAGAUCCAGAAUGACACUCGAAUAAAGGACUUCACCAGCUUCGGCAUCACCAGUGCCCAUGACUGCAGGUGAAGAACUCUUUCUUUUCACAUUCCAUGGAUUACAAUGGAGAGCCGUCCGGUCUCCCUAUCAUUUUCAUCAGCAAAAUGGAACUGAAUGAGUCCCCAUUUCAUUUUCAGCACCGUGAUUUGGCAUGCACAAUUCCAUGCCCCCACCUAUCGCUUUGUGAGUUACCCCAAAGCUUGGAGGGUUACUUGAGGCUGCUCAAACGUCACGUCGACGUCCACAACUGCAGGUCUGCAGCAACAGCUCGCAACUCCCGAUGUACCUUUGCUUACUGCAUGCGGACUUGGCCUUUUUUUGCAAAUAUUUUAAAAAAACGACUUAAAAACGAAGAAGAUACCAUAUGGUAUGGAGUUGGUACCGAGAAGUAUGAAAAAUUUUCCUAAAAAAUUAUUGAAAAUAAAUUUCAUUUAACGAACUGGUUCAUGUAUAAAAAAAAAAUUUAAAUCCAAGUUAGAAUGAAAAAAUAAGAGUCUA
This is a messenger RNA of Linum trigynum, 2033 nucleotides long. NCBI's taxonomy places the organism in Eukaryota, Viridiplantae, Streptophyta, Magnoliopsida, Malpighiales, Linaceae. The record is from the annotation of a GenBank genome assembly.